CCUCCCUCCAUCAAACUCCAGCCCUGCUACAGUCUACAGCUGUACAACACUCCUCUAUCCUUGUGUUCUCUCUUGACCAGCAGACAGUCAGCCAUCAUGUAUUACAGCCAGAGCACCAUCAGCGGCGGCGGUCCCAUGAUCAGGCAGAGCCACAGCUACUCAUCAAGUGCAGCUCCCCAGAAGGCUCACAGUGUGUCAGGACUCAACUUCAGAAGUGGCCCACGCAUCUCCUCUACCAGCAUGCGCACCGUCUCCUCCGGCUAUGGAGGUGGCAUGGGGGGCGGCAUGGGGGGCGGCAUGGGGGGCGGCAUGGGGUACGGCAGUGGUGGGUUCGACCUGUCCAGCGCCAUGGACCAGACCUCCGUGCACCAGAAUGAGAAGGCCACCAUGCAGAACCUGAACGACCGUCUGGCCAACUACCUGGAGAAGGUCCGCUCUCUGGAGGCGGCCAACUCCAAGCUGGAGGUGCAGAUCAGAGAGUACUACGAGCAGAAGGGGCCCGCAGCAGAGAGGGACUACAGCAAAUACUGGGCCAUCAUCAAUGACCUGAAGGACAAGAUUGGCGGCGCCACCAUCGGCAAUGCCAACAUCCUGCUCCAGAUUGACAACUCCAAACUGGCUGCUGAUGACUUCAAGACCAAAUUUGAUCAUGAGCUGAUGAUGCGCCAGUCAGUUGAGGCUGACAUUGGCAACCUGCGCCGUCUGCUGGACCAGACCACCCUGACGAAGGCUGACCUGGAGAUGCAGAUCGAGGGCCUGCAGGAUGAGCUGGCCUACCUCAAGAAGAACCACGCAGAGGAGCUGGCAGCAAUGCGCUCUCAGCUUACUGGCACAAUCAACGUGGAGGUGGAUGCCGCACCCCAGCAAGACCUCAACAGAGUCCUGGAUGAGAUCCGCGCCCAGUACGAAGCCAUCACUGACAAACACCGUCGUGACCAGGAGUGCUGGUUUAAUGAUAAGUCGACAUCCCUGUCCAAGGAGGUGGCCAGCAGCACAGAGACACUCCAGACGUCCAAGACAGAGAUCAAUGACCUGCGUCGCACAAUGCAGGGCCUGGAGAUUGAGCUGCAGUCUCAGCUCAGCAUGAAAGGGGCGCUGGAGAACACGCUGGCAGAGACAGACAGUCGUUACAGCGCCAUGCUCGCCGGUUACCAGAACACGAUCAACAUGCUUGAAGCUGAACUAGGCAACGUGCGCCAAAGCAUCGAGCAGCAGGGCCAGGAAUACAGGAUGCUGCUGGACAUCAAGACCAGGCUGGAGCAGGAGAUCUCAACCUACAGGAGCCUGCUGGAAACAGAGGAGUCCAGGUAGACGAAAUGACCUGCUACAGGGGGCUCAAAGACCACAGUCACAACCACCACUGUGCGCAGCUAAGAGGUCCAACUGGCAGGACAAGAUGUUCUCAGACACACACAGUCGCACACACACACAGGCACAUUCCACCUAAUGAAAACUGUUACACGAGAUGACUGAAACUGUACUGGAAAGAAACUGAGAGAUGUUGAAAUUGGAGCGUGUGUUAAAGUUUACAACAUUUGCAAAUUAGAAGAAAUCAUUGUUUGUGUGUGUGUGUGUGUGUGUGUGUGUGUGUGUGUGUGUGUGUGUGUGUGUCUGUCUGAAAAAUAAAUCUGCUGGUGAAUACAAA
This is a messenger RNA of Cottoperca gobio, 1645 nucleotides long. Its product is annotated as keratin, type I cytoskeletal 13-like. Gene Ontology annotation, cellular component: cytoskeleton. The transcript has 8 exons. Bases 97 to 1311 code for a protein of 404 amino acids. Gene Ontology annotation, molecular function: structural molecule activity. Lineage: Eukaryota; Metazoa; Chordata; Actinopteri; Perciformes; Bovichtidae. The record is from RefSeq and is a predicted model, not a curated record.